AUGUCCGGUCAAACAUCACGUUGGUUGCCGCUUGAAUCCAACCCAGAGUUUGCUUAUGCUUUAGGGGUCCCCAAAGCAUGGCAGUUUGUCGAUGUUUUCGGAUUAGACGAUGAAUUACUAGCUUUCUUACCUCAACCUGUCGUAGCCUUAUUAGUUCUAUUUCCUAUAACAUCGAAGUACGAAAAUUACAUAACUGAUGAAGUCAAUCGACUUGGUACUCAAGGCCAGUUUGUUGGCGACGAUGUCUAUUUUAUGAAGCAAACGAUUGGCAACGCUUGUGGUACAAUCGCACUUAUACAUGCAUUCGGCAACAACAGUGCAAAUGUUCAGCUCGAUAAUGGCUACCUAAAGGAAUUUUUACAAGCUACAGCUAACAUGAAUGCGGUAGAAAGAGCAGCCUAUCUUGAAAAUGAUAAUGAAAUUACUUCUGCUCACGAAGCAUGCGCUCAUGAAGGGCAAACUCAGGCUCCAAGCGUUAACGAGGAGGUUAACUUGCAUUACGUUGCUCUCGUCCAAAAUGGUGGCCAUUUAUAUGAGUUAGAUGGACGCAAACCGUUCCCUAUCAAUCAUGGCUCCUCAAGCCCCGAAUCAUUUCUAAAGGAUGCCGCUAAAGUGUGUCAAUCUCUUAUGCAGCGUGAUCCAACAGAAGUAAAUUUUAGUAUUAUCGCGUUGGCACAAGCAUAA
Messenger RNA from Trichoplax adhaerens, 684 nucleotides. RefSeq lists its product as uncharacterized. Gene Ontology annotation, biological process: protein deubiquitination; ubiquitin-dependent protein catabolic process. Lineage: Eukaryota; Metazoa; Placozoa; Uniplacotomia; Trichoplacea; Trichoplacidae. The record is from RefSeq and is a predicted model, not a curated record. Gene Ontology annotation, cellular component: cytoplasm. The coding region runs from base 1 to 684 and encodes 227 amino acids. The transcript has 8 exons. Gene Ontology annotation, molecular function: cysteine-type deubiquitinase activity.